ACGUCCGGCCCCUGUGUCUGCGCUGUAAGAUGGCGGCCGCCAGCCCCGACCCACCGACGCUGAACGGGCCGGAGGAGUUGAUGGAUCCGGCAGGGGACGAGGCGGAGACUCUCAGCGUCUCGGAGGAGGUCUGGAACAUCAAGCAGAUGAUCAAACUAACUCAGGAGCACAUUGAAGCCCUGUUGGACAAGUUUGGAGGGGAUCAUAACCCACCUUCAAUCUACCUAGAGGCUUAUGAAGAGUAUACAAGCAAGCUGGAUGCACUGCAGCAGCGCGAACAGCAGUUGUUGGAGUCCAUAGGCAAUGGCACGGAGUUCACAAACACUAAUGCCACCAACACUGACUUGAUGGAGCCCUGCACUCACCUUUCUGUCACUCGGAACUCUGCAAGCCUGUUACAGAACCCAAAUGACAGUUCGAGGGCCAACCCCAAAUCACCUCAGAAACCCAUUGUUCGAGUCUUCCUGCCCAACAAGCAGAGGACAGUGGUUCCAGCACGAUGUGGGGUGACGGUGAGAGACAGCCUGAAGAAAGCUCUGAUGAUGAGGGGAUUGACGGCAGACUGCUGUGCAGUCUACAGAACACAGGAUGGGGAGAAAAAGCCAAUUGGAUGGGACACAGAUAUGUCCUGGUUAACAGGGGAGGAGCUGCAGGUGGAAGUACUGGAGCACGUACCACUAACCACACACAACUUUGUUCGAAAGACCUUUUUCACACUGGCGUUCUGUGACUUUUGUCGUAAACUGCUGUUUCAGGGUUUUCGUUGUCAGACAUGUGGGUACAAGUUCCACCAACGCUGUAGCACUGAGGUCCCCCUCAUGUGUGUGAACAUUGACCAACUAGAUUUGCUAAUUCUUUCACGAAUCUAUGAGAACCAUCCGAUUCCCCAAGAAGAUGUAUCAUCCAUAGGAACACCAACUGGCUCAGGGAUGUAUCCGUCAGUUCCACCCUCUGAAUCCACAGGGUCUCUUUCUCAUCCCGCCACUUCCCCAACGAAAUCAAUUCCAAUCCCACAGCCCUUCAGAUCCGGGGAGGAAGAUCAACGGAAUCAGUUUGGUCAAAGGGACCGCUCAUCCUCUGCUCCAAAUGUACAUCUCAACACAAUCGAACAGGUCAAUAUUGAUGGUCUGAUCCGAGACCAAGAUCUACAGCGCAGUGAUGGAGCCCCCUUGACGCAGCCGGUCAGGUGCCUCAGGAAGUACCGGUCCCGGACUCCCAGCCCUUUGUUGCAAUCUUACCCCAAUGACAUUGUCUUUGAUUUUGAGCCUGGUCCCGUAUUCAGAGGUGCCUUGUUCAAUUCUGAAGCCAACAGACUUCCAGGCUGGUUGAAUUUGAACUCCGGAUCCACAUCAGGGCUUUCUGCCACCCCUCCUGCUUCGCUACCUGGAUCCCUGACCAGUGUCAAAACAUUGCAGAAGUCUCCUGGUACACAGCCUCGUGAGAGGAAGUCGUCAUCGUCUGAAGACCGGAAUAAAAUGAAAACUAUAGGCCGAAGGGACUCCAGUGACGACUGGGAGAUAUCAAAUGGACAGAUCACGCAGGGCCAAAGGAUAGGAUCAGGCUCGUUUGGAACAGUAUAUAAAGGAAAAUGGCAUGGUGAUGUUGCAGUGAAGAUGCUGAAUGUUACUGCUCCAACACCUCAACAGCUACAAGCUUUUAAAAAUGAAGUAGGAGUUCUCAGAAAAACUCGACAUGUGAACAUCCUUUUAUUCAUGGGUUACACGACGAGUCCACAGCUUGCCAUCGUGACGCAGUGGUGUGAGGGUUCCAGUCUGUACCACCACCUUCACAUCAUCGAGACCAAGUUUGAGAUGAUUAAGCUAAUCGAUAUUGCCCGGCAGACUGCACAGGGCAUGGACUACCUGCAUGCAAAAUCCAUUAUUCACAGAGAUCUGAAGAGUAAUAAUAUUUUUCUACAUGAAGAUCUAACAGUCAAGAUUGGGGACUUUGGACUAGCAACAGUGAAAUCCCGUUGGAGUGGUUCACAUCAAUUUGAACAGCUGUCUGGUUCUGUCCUUUGGAUGGCCCCUGAGGUGAUCCGAAUGCAAGAUAAGAACCCCUACAGUUUCCAGUCUGAUGUCUAUGCCUUUGGGGUGGUUCUAUAUGAGUUAAUGAGUGGACAGUUACCAUAUUCAAACAUUAAUAACCGUGAUCAGAUAAUCUUCAUGGUUGGCAGAGGUUACCUCACCCCUGACCUCAGCAAGGUGCGCAAUAACUGCCCAAAGGCAAUGAAGCGGUUAAUGGCAGAUUGUCUGAAAAAGAAGAGGGAUGAGAGGCCCCUCUUCCCUCAGAUUCUUGCUUCUAUUGAGCUGCUGGCCAGGUCUUUGCCAAAGAUUCAUCGCAGUGCAUCAGAGCCUUCGCUCAACCGUGCUGGCUUCCAGACAGAGGACUUCAGCCUGUACACCUGCGCUUCCCCAAAGACACCCAUCCAGGCCGGAGGAUAUGGAGAGUUCACUGCAUUCAAAUAGAUGGAUCAUCACCACCACCAUCGAAGCAGGUGUCUGCCAUCACGUUGUGUGUCCUUCCGGUUGUUCUGGGGUUUAAUCUGCAAAACUGAAACUACAGCUGCUGAGGGAGCUGCCUGAGCCACAUUGUACCAUUUUGAAGAUGCAUCCCGCCGUCGGUUUCUGCCAAGUUGUAGUUUUGAAAUUGCUUCACUCAGAAAGUGAGCUCCCUUUUAACCAGUGAUAGGAGCUGAAAGCGUUGAUUGUCUCCCUUGGGGAUUAACAAAACAGCUUCUUCAGACACUGCUGGUGCAGCUGUUGUGGUGAGAGAGCAGGCAUCAGUGGUGAGGAAGAAUUACUGGAGCUCGAAGGCCAGAGGAUGUUAAUGGUGGAGCAUGAUUUUUCUGGGCAAUUGUACACCUGCGUCCUCUCAUUGCCUCUCUGCUCCCAGGCGUGGUUGUGCAAUAACCUUAUUUAUGAGUGAGAGAGGGCUGUUACAAUUGAAUGGGUUUGUAUCCGGGUUAUUCAAUUGGCCCAUGUCCCUCUGUCACUGGGGGACAGGGCGCAGGGAUGCACAUUAAUACUGAGCCAGCGUUUAUUUAUAUACAUUUUUUUUUAAUUUAUUUGUUCGUUUGACCGGCUGUCUUUCCAUUGGUGGCACCUCGAGUUCUCCCACCGAUGCUUCUGUUCAGGAUGUCUUUGUACCUGUCCCCUGCGUAGGUUCUUUGCAGUUGUCCAGUGAUUCAGAUGGCUGGUUGGUUGCACCAAUCAGUGAGCGAAUUCAGCGUAAAGUCACUGUUUACUCAAGAAAGGCAUUUGCUUCCCUCUAAUGUUCUCUGUGCUUAGAUUGCAUUGUGAGGGAGAGUGGCUUGUCUUACUACCCAUUCCUCUGGGUGUUUAAUACUUGAGCAGGACUGAACUGUGAAACUGGUUUUAAAUGCACACCAAGGGUGCUGAGGUGUUACGUGUUAACAUCAAACCCUAGGUAUAUUUGUUCUUUACAUACGUAAAACAGCAACAUCAGUGCAUCAAAAUAAGCAACCCUGGGAGGCAACUCCUGUGGGGCGCUGGGAUUGCUACACAGUGGGGUAGUCUGGAGAGUUGCUGGGGCAGGAUGGGUGGCAGCCAUCCAUGGAGUGACAUCCUGAGGAGAAGGGAGAAAGCUGCUUCUUUGGAUUGUUGACCGCCAUUUGAAAUCAUUGCUUUGAUGAGCCACUGAUUUAAUAGAGGACCCUACCCAUCACCACGGUGCAGGUAAUGUUACCAGGUGGGGCAAGGGCACUACCAGUAUGUGGGAAUAUUUAGGUCACAUGCAAUGUUUGUGUUUUUACAAGAUGUCUUCUGCAGGUUAAUUUGAAGAGCUCUGAACUGGGCCCCGAGAAUACCACCUCAAAACUAGUUCCUGUGAGAUUCUUGGGAGUUCAGACAAUUUUAGUAUCUCAGACCAGGGACCAGCUGUCUUAAAGCUUUUUUUUAUAUCCUUGCAUCUUUUAUUAUUCAAAAACACUGCAAAUCAGGUAAUGGGCAAAGGUCAUUCACCUAAUAACUAUUUGUUUUCCCUGGAGCUUUGCAUUCAACUCUAUAUCGCCAGCCUUCACCUUUAAAUGUGUUUUAAAUAUAAGCAGUUUUAUUCUGA
Messenger RNA from Hypanus sabinus (Atlantic stingray), 4080 nucleotides. RefSeq names its product B-Raf proto-oncogene, serine/threonine kinase (gene braf). Gene Ontology annotation, cellular component: mitochondrion; cytosol; plasma membrane. The transcript has 21 exons. NCBI's taxonomy places the organism in Eukaryota, Metazoa, Chordata, Chondrichthyes, Myliobatiformes, Dasyatidae. The record is from RefSeq and is a predicted model, not a curated record. Gene Ontology annotation, molecular function: protein kinase activity; ATP binding. Gene Ontology annotation, biological process: protein phosphorylation; signal transduction. The coding region runs from base 30 to 2468 and encodes 812 amino acids.